CUACUCAACUGGAAUCUUUUCUACAAGGCAAAACAAUACACAGCCUGCAUCAUGACCUCCCUGUUUGAGCAUACCAACAAGAAUUUGGUCAAAGAGCUUGGAGGCAAAGACUUGAAGCCCAUCCAAAACCCGCAGAGUGCCAACAAAUUCUGUCUCCUGAGUCUACUGUGGCAGAAGAGGAGGAUCCUCUCUCAGUUCUGGAAACAACCUGAUGUUCCAGGUGACUGCAUCCUCAUGGACAUCCUGGAGCCAAGUUCUUCAGUCCCAGAGCCUGUAGUGACAGGAAAAUUCCUCUUCAGUGACAAAAUGGUCCAGACGGAGGCAGCUGAGGUGGAUGUGACCGCUGGGUUAGAAGUGAGUGCGUCGGGGAAGGCUUCCCAGUCCUAUGAAUGCUCCCUGGAGGUUCAGUCUGUUACCAUCUCACCACGCGACUGGGAAGACCUCCAGGAGAGGAAAGUGUUGGAUCAAGAGCCGCCAUUUCUGAAGGAGUGCCGGACCAGAGGGGACAACCUGUAUGUGGUGACAGAGGUUGUGCAACUGAUCAACACAACCGUCUUGCAGGACAGCAGCAGUGUGAAUGGCACGGGCAAAUUAUCUAUCCCUUGGAGUUUUUGUGUCAAGAGCACAGGAGACAGAUCGGGUCUGAAAGUGAGACAGAGGACGCUGACUCUGCCCCAGGGCACCGUGAUGGCCUAUAAGAGGAAGCAGCUGGUGUUCCAGGAGAAUGGUCGAGCCAUUCUCAUCUCACAUGAUGACAAGCGGAAAACCUUCCCAGAAGAUGAGUUCCUGUGUUGCGCAGGGUCUCUGCCUAGACCUCAGUUUCAAGGUUACAGCAGCCCCACAAGGCACUCAGUCCUACAGGGAAUACUCCUCCAGCAAGGGAAACUGCAGGAGCUGCAGAUGUCACCAGAAUUGUCCCCCAUUUUCUGGCUGAUGUUGAUGUUGAGGACAGAUUUCAAGUCCCUACAAAAUGAGGUUUCCAGGGAAAUGGAGGCAGUGGCUGAGCUCCCCAGGGACAUUCGAGAUGCUCUUUUCCAUACCAUCCUGGCCAAGCUCAAGGACCAGGGGGCUCUACAGGACUUCACAGACAUGCUGGAUGGGAACAUUUGGAUUCAUACAGGCAGCUUCCUAAGUGAGAUGCAGGAAAACUCAAGAAAUGUGUGGCUUGAGUCAAGACACAUCAUUUACCUCCUUGAAGCCUUACUGGUGCUGAGUGACAUCCAACAUGAGCUGCUGGCCUGGUCCAUGGAGAAGAGGAUCCUGCCCCAGCAGCAGGAGCUGGUGAAGAGCAUCCUGGAGCCCAACUUCCUGCACCCCUGCAACAAUCCCUUCACCCUGGAUCCCAAGCUCCUCGCCUCGCUGGAGGAAGAGGGGUUGGCUGUCACCUUUGGCCUGCUGCAGGAGUGCGGUCUGAGUGUGGCACCUGACAACCCCAAGGGGACUUGGGACCUGGAGGCCAAGGAGCCCCUGUCUGCCCUGUACGGGUCCCUCUUGAUGCUGCAGCAACUGGCCGAGGCCUGAGCCCUCGCUGGGGGCACUGAGUCCAGAGAGGCCUGGCUGCACCCCGGUCCAGCUGUGAGCAUCCUCUGUGCUCAGGGUACAUGGAGCCCCACCUUCUGCCACUCCAGUUUGGGUGGAGAGAGAUCGAUAAAGA
Molecule: messenger RNA, 1654 nt
Organism: Dama dama (fallow deer)
Lineage: Eukaryota; Metazoa; Chordata; Mammalia; Artiodactyla; Cervidae
Gene: GSDMC
Product: gasdermin C
Exons: 11
Coding region: 52-1521 (489 amino acids)
Biological process (GO): pyroptotic inflammatory response; defense response to bacterium
Molecular function (GO): phosphatidylinositol-4-phosphate binding; phosphatidylserine binding; phosphatidylinositol-4,5-bisphosphate binding
Source: RefSeq, a predicted model, not a curated record